AUGAAAUUCGACCUCUCCACGGCUCUGGUCUUGGUGCUCGGGUUUACCGCGGGAAUAGCAACUGCACAGGGUAGGCGGGUAGAUCUGUGCAAAGAGGGAUUUCACUGUAAUAAAGAUAUCGACUGUCAGGCAGAUCCGGAUUGUCAGCGUAAAGCAGAGGGCAUGGAACCGAGAAUGAAGACGAUCGCGAUCUACUGCCAUACGCUGAAGCGUCGGCAUGGCCUCUAA
Paracoccidioides lutzii Pb01 is the source of this 228-nucleotide messenger RNA. RefSeq lists its product as hypothetical. The transcript has 4 exons. The record is from RefSeq and is a predicted model, not a curated record. The coding region runs from base 1 to 228 and encodes 75 amino acids.